This is a messenger RNA of Stylophora pistillata, 1635 nucleotides long. Its product is annotated as myocilin. Gene Ontology annotation, biological process: signal transduction. The record is from RefSeq and is a predicted model, not a curated record. NCBI's taxonomy places the organism in Eukaryota, Metazoa, Cnidaria, Anthozoa, Scleractinia, Pocilloporidae.
UACGAAAUUCAAGAGCUAUAAUAUAAUGCUCUUCAAUCUCCUGAUUCUCAAGCAGAUCUUUUUAGCAGCCAAAAAGCCAAACUGAUUAGGUCACAUAUUAACUGCACUAAUCACGACUGACGGAAAGUUCUUCUCUCUCGGAAUAUUUUCUGUCUAAUCAGAGUGUUAAAUGGGUCGAGUUUCAUGGGUUCUAUCGAGGUGUGCUUAUAACAAGGAAACCAAAUAGUUUGACUUAACUUAACCAGUAGAUGAAAUCCUUAAUUGCUCAUUUCUGACGGCUACAUUCCGAUUACCAAGAACCUAAGUUUGGGGCAGUUUUGAUCAAGGGAAGCCAUAGUCACGCGCGAAAGAUUUUUAUUUCUCGUGCGCGUAAUACCUAACCCUAAGCGCUAACACUAGUAAAAGAAGCGCGCUUAAGUCCAAAAUUUCGAUUCAGUCAUGUUGGUAAAUACGAAUUAUGACGUACUUUUUCCGCUCAGUGUUUUUAAAAUCGUUCUCAAAUAGCUCACGGGUAAAGAAAUUGAGAAUUUGCAAAACGAGGAGCCAUGAUCGGAGAGGGAUCGACGACGAUUAAGGUCAGACUGAGAAGAAUCUGCUUAGUGUACGUGGCCAAGUUCAAGUCACUCACGCAAUAAAGAGCGCAUCUGGCUGACAAAAUUCAAUCUCUGCGGCGUCGAAACCCCUCGCGAAAAAACCUCCUGGGCCCCAAGACUUUAGAGAUAUCUGCUGCUGGAAAACACAAGUUUUCAAAUUGCUUUAUCAGUUCAAGACAAAAGCCGAUUCCUUCACUAUAAUGUUUCGUUAUCGCUCACUGUUCCUCCUCCAUUUCAUCGUACUUCUGGGUGAUGUUCUCGCUAAAUCUGCGGUGAAUCCGCGGAUGAAACGCGGUUUAUCUUCCAACCACCGCCAUCACUCGUCGAAGUUGUCAGUGAAAGACCUCGCUCUUGAGUUGGCAAAGAAGCACCUGCUUAAGAUGCUCCUUGAUGAGCAACAGGAUUUAGACAAAGCAAAAGAAAGUGUUUAUAUCCUGGAAAGAGAUAGAUGCACGAACAUAAAAUCUGUUGGAAAACCUAUCACGCACAGCACACGGCGAUAUACACAAGGAGCUUGGAUGAAAGACCCGUUAGGAAUCAUGGGUACUGAGUCCAUAUUCACCAUGGAAAAUUAUUACGGAAAUGUGAUCCAAGCCUUUGAAAACAUGGACAAGUUAAAGGCUGGUGUGGUUCACAAGACUUACUCUCUGCCUCACUAUUUUGAUGGAACUGGAGCAGUAGUGUAUGGACCAUACCUUUACUACAGCAGAGCCAAAACAGCCUAUAUCAUCAAGUACAAUCUUCACACAGAGCGUUUGGAGGCUCAAAUUAACCUAGGAUUUUCGACCCGAAGGAAUCAUUAUCGAUGGGGCGGAUAUAGUUAUAUGGACUUGGCGGUUGAUGAACAAGGAUUGUGGGUACUGUGGGGAAGUAAUGGAAACAGCUACCGUUUGUCUGCAUCUAAGAUAGAUGUCCACAGCAACAGAGUUAUCCAAACUUGGAGCUUGAGUACAGAGUGUCAUUCUAUGAAUUGCCUUGGUUCAAUUUUAAAUCUGCUAAUGCUAAUUGCUUAGAAAAUAAAAUGUGGGUAAAUGGCAAAAAA